Molecule: messenger RNA, 4083 nt
Organism: Tyto alba (common barn owl)
Lineage: Eukaryota; Metazoa; Chordata; Aves; Strigiformes; Tytonidae
Product: sodium/hydrogen exchanger 2
Exons: 12
Coding region: 182-2368 (728 amino acids)
Biological process (GO): regulation of pH; sodium ion transport; proton transmembrane transport
Cellular component (GO): membrane
Molecular function (GO): sodium:proton antiporter activity
Source: RefSeq, a predicted model, not a curated record
GUCUCCUGGCUGGAAACUAAUGGACCAGGGGAGGAGAGUCAGGGUGAGGCGGAGCGGUUGCUCCUCUCUGCAGCAACCCACGCAAGGAGGGCGAGCUGGGCUCCGGUGUCUCCAGCAGCGGGACCCACCGACCGGGAGCAGCCAGUGACCAAAUCCCCGCGGCAGACGGCUUCCAGGGCAAAUGGAGGGGCAGAGGCCAGGGUGCAGAGCUGCAGCUGCUGUCCUAGCUGGGUCCUUGCUCUCCUCCGUCCUCCAAGCCACCAGGGUCAGAGCCCCGCGGGGCUCCCCACCAAUGCCGCUGCUGGAGGAUGUGAUCCCGGAGAAUACCAGCUGGGCUGCCGAGGAAGCCCAGGGUAACGAAUCCUCAGAGCAUGCGUUUUUCUCUCCAGAUUAUCAGCACGUCCAAGUCCCCUUUGAAAUCACACUCUGGAUCAUGCUUGCUUCCUUGGCCAAAAUAGGGUUUCAUCUGUAUAACAAGCUGCCUUUUGUUGUUCCCGAAAGCUGCUUAUUGAUAUUUGUAGGACUCAUCAUGGGGGGAAUCAUCUACGGCUUAAAUGACAAGUCACCACCUGUUAUGGACAGCGACAUCUUUUUUCUGUACCUCCUGCCACCCAUCGUCCUUGACGCGGGUUACUUCAUGCCCAGCCGACCCUUUUUUGAGAACAUCGGCACUAUCCUCCUCUACGCGGUCGUGGGGACAAUAUGGAAUGUGUUUGGGAUUGGCUUUUCCCUGUACGGGAUCUGCCAGGUGAAAGCCUUUCACUUGCAGGAUGUGUCGUUGCUCCACAACCUCCUGUUCGGCAGCCUGAUUGCUGCCGUGGAUCCCGUGGCGGUCUUGGCGGUCUUUGAAGAGAUACACGUCAAUGAAAAGCUGCACAUUUUGGUCUUCGGCGAAUCGCUCCUGAAUGACGCUGUGACAGUGGUGCUCUACAAGCUAUUUCGGUCUUUCUGUGAAAUGCCAACCAUCAAAAGCAUGGAUGUGUUUGCUGGAGUUGGAAAAUUCUUUGUGGUUGGGAUAGGAGGAGUUUUAGUAGGUCUUAUUUUUGGGAUGACUGCGGCCUUUACCACGCGAUUCACCAAGGAUAUCCGUGUCAUCGAACCACUCUUUGUCUUCCUGUACAGCUAUCUUUCCUACCUCACAGCUGAAAUGUUUCACCUUUCGGGGAUUGUGGCCAUUAUUUCUUGUGCCAUGGGCAUGAAACGUUAUGUGGAGGCCAACAUCUCUCUGAAGUCUCAUACCACAGUCAAAUACUUCAUGAAGAUGUGGAGCAGUGUUAGUGAUACCCUCAUCUUCAUCUUUCUUGGAGUUUCUACCAUUGGAGAAAAUCAUGAAUGGAACUGGCCAUACAUUUUCUUCACUGUCAUUUUCUGUCUCAUUUGGAGAGCACUAGGUGUUCUUGUGCUGACUUUCUUUGUGAACAGAUUUCAUGUGAACACCAUCACCACCAAAGACCAAUUCAUUAUAGCAUAUGGGGGUCUCCGAGGAGCCAUUUGUUUCUCUCUGGUUUUCUUGCUUCCCGACUUUCACAGAAAGAAGCUCUUCAUUGCAGCAACAACUGUUGUCAUCCUCUUCACUGUGUUCGUACAGGGAAUGACCAUCCGUCCUCUUGUUGACUUGUUGGCUGUCAAGAGGAAAAGAGAGACUGCUCCCACAGUGGGAGAACAGAUCCAUAUUCGGUUCUUGGAUCAUUUGCUGGCUGGCAUAGAAGAUAUAUCUGGACACUGGGGACAGUAUUACUGGAAAGACAAAUUAGAAUAUUUCAACAGCAAAUACCUGCAGAAGAUCCUGCUUCGAGAAUACGACCAGCCAAAAUCAAGUAUCGUGCUUCUCUAUGAAAAGCUGGAGCGGAAACAUGCCAUCGAGCUGGCAGAAGCCGGGCAGCUGGGUCAUGCCCCGUCUCACCCAUCCUUGCUCAACAGCGACAGGACUGUCAUAACAGACAAAAAAUUGGAGGUUACUCUGAAUCCGGAUGUCCUGGAAAAUAUACAGGAAAUAUUGGCAAGGAACCUGUACCGAAUAAGGAGAACGGGGCCAGCGUACAACAGGCACACCCUUCCCGGAGAGACCGAGCCCAUGGAGCAUGCCAAGGAGAUCCUGAUCCUCCGGCACAAGAGCCUGCGGGUGGAACUGAGUGGAGGUGACACGGCCAGCUCCAGGAAGGAGAAAGACGACUCCUACUCUGUGCAGGGUGACUCCAGCACGCAGCCCAAAUUGUGCCGCUCACUCACUGUGGGAAAUGCAGAAAAGGUUCGGGAAGUGAGACAGAACCGGUCAAAGUCGGUGUGUGUCAUCCCACAGCAGCAGCCCAGCAGUACAGCCUGGGGUGAGAAGAAAGAAAUGGAAAAAGAGCUGACUUUGGAGAUGUAAAAGCACAAGUGAUGCUGUUGGAUUCCCAUGGGGGAAUCUGGCUCUGUUUCAUGGAUGGCUACUAUACAUGUAGAUAAUGUAAAUAAGAUGCAUAUGGAAAAGAACAGCGUGGACAGGGCAAAAUAUCCUGAGCAGUUACUGCACAAUGCUGGGUUCUUAACGGGAACCAAGGGGAAAGAUGCACAGCUGAGCACUAGCAAUGCAAGGUAAUGGCUGAGAGAGAAUUUCUAAGAAAUGUCUAGGAAAAAUUGGUCUGUUCAAUCUGGGAAAAUUGCUGAAACUUUAUACAACUGCAAGAAAGGAUGUUUUAACAAGGUGAGAUAUCAAAUCUUCUCAUUAGUCAGCAGGGAUAGACUAAACAGCAGGAAGCAUUUAGAGUAUAUGUUAGGAAAAACUUUAUAAUCUCAAGGAGGGUUUUAUUAGGCGAUGGAGCAUGCCACCAGGAAAGACAGCAGAAACAGUGAGAAAUCCCUUCUGCUCCUUAGGAACUGAUGGGUCUUGACUAUGAAUAUUAAUUACGUGAAGUCCAAAGUUAAAUCAUAUAGUCAAAUAAGGCAUUGUGUCUUACCAGAUGGACUGUCCUACACCUAGACACAGUUCUUUUAAUGAAAACCUAUUACAACUGUGUAAAGGGGGAAAAUGUAUUCCUACUGAUUUUUUAAAAAUUUAUUUAGGGAGUGGUUCACCUCAAAAAAAUAAAACAGGGAAGCUCCAAAUCCAGUGGCGAUAGCAGGAGGUGAGCGUGCCAGCCCUUAAACAGAUGGGCGAGCCUCGUGUGGGGUCAGUUGGGUGCAGCGGGCCUGCAGAGCCUCCCCGAUGCUCUCUGCUGCCGUGGCCGAGCACUGCGGGGUCGGAGGAGGUUUGAACGCAUCUCCUUAGAAAACGUGGCAGAGAGAGGGACCCGAAACGUCACUGCUGUGGAGUGCUUCUGCCAGGAAAGGUGUGAUCAUUGAGGAAGGCGGGUAUCUCCACAUUUGAGUAAUUUUCUUUGAAGCUUCAGGUAAGUGUUCAAGGAUUUGAAUUCAUGUCCUUAGCUGAACCCGUUAGGGUAAGUUUUAUCAUCACAAAUAUCGACACUUUUCUUUAUCUUCCCCUUCCUUUUCAUUGAAGGAUCUGAGAGUAUUUAAUCAGAACGAGUGUCUCUUUCUGAAAUAAAAAUAAAAGAAACCAUAGGAAUUUGCAUACUCCCUUCCAUGAUAUUUUUGUACUACCAGAGCUAAUUGCCUGUGCGCAGAAAUACUCCAGUAGGAUACCACUGUCUGGUACACUGGGGCUUUAAUUUUACAUUAAAGUCACAAAAUCAGGUGUAUUUGCUUUGCAGUAACAUGAGGGUCUCAUUGUCAUUCGAACAAACACCUUUACAGUGUCCUGACGUAAGUUGAUAUAGUUCAUUUUGACUUGAAGGCCAUUCUUCACUGCCCCAUCACUCAUUGCAAAUCAAGACUGGACCUUUUAGCCUUAUAUGUGUAUUUUGUGUGCAUUUAUACAUAUAUAUACAUACUCAGUGAUUUUAGUAUAAGUCCAUUGUCUUCAGUUACUGUAUUAAGGUUUUGGUUUGUUUCCUAGUUUAACCCAUCUUGCAUGAGAGUUGUGGAUUCGCCUACACUUUGUUUAGAAACCUGCCCAUCUUUGAAUACGUUGUAAUAUGCAACACACGGAUACGUUGUAAUGUACUACAUUUCUAUUUCAAUUAAAUACGCUGUGUUAUGAGAUCA